Messenger RNA from Homarus americanus (American lobster), 957 nucleotides. RefSeq names its product serum response factor-binding protein 1-like. The record is from RefSeq and is a predicted model, not a curated record. Lineage: Eukaryota; Metazoa; Arthropoda; Malacostraca; Decapoda; Nephropidae. The transcript is spliced from 4 exons. The coding region runs from base 1 to 957 and encodes 318 amino acids.
AUGGCCUACGCGAGGAUGACCGACGCCUCGUAUAGUCGGUCGGCGGGUUCCUGGUCCGUAUACCACAAGAGUGAAGGCUGUUACAGGACUUUUUCCUUGUCUAUGUUCCCGGAAGAGGAGGUUGAUGUACAAGAGUCACAGAAUAUACAGCAAAUGCCUCCUCUACCUCCAUUGCAAGGUGAGAGUUCUAUUACUAUUGGUGGAGUCAUUGAGAGCUCUAUUACUAUUGGUGGUGUUAUUGAGAGCUCUAUUACUAUUGGUGGAGUCAUUGAGAGCUCUAUUACUAUUGGUGGUGUCAUUGAGAGCUCUAUUACUAUUGGUGGAGUUAUUGAGAACUCUAUUACUAUUGGUGGAUUCACUAGGCUCGUCCCAACCUCCCACGUCUUAACCUCCAGCGUCCCAACCUCCAACGUCCCAACCUCCAGCGUCCCAACCUCCCACGUCUUAACCUCCAGCGUCCCAACCUCCAGCGUCCCAACCUCCAGCGUCCCAACCUCCAGCGUCCCAGCCUCCAGCGUCCCAACCUCCAGCGUCCCACCUCCAGCGUCCCAACCUCCAGCGUCCCAGCCCUCUCAUCAACCUCCAGCGUCCCAACCUCCCAGCGUCCCAGCACUCCAGCGUCCCAGCCUCCAGUCCCAACCCCAGCGUCCCAACCUCCAGUGUCCCAACCUCCAGCGUCCCAACCUCCAACGUCCCAACCUCCAGCGUCCCAACCUCCCACGUCUUAACCUCCAGCGUCCCAACCUCCAGCGUCCCAACCUCCAGCGUCCCAACCUCCAGCGUAGAUUAACAGACACUUACUUUGAAGACACUUACUUUGAAGACACUUACUUUGAAGACACUUACUUUGAAGACACUUACUUUGAAGACACUUACUUUGAAGACACUUACUUUCAAGACACUUUCAAGACACUUAUACUUCCAAGACACUUAUACUUCCAAGGCACUUACUUUUAA